AUGGACCAACCCAGCCAAUCACAAACCAGUCUAUUAUCUCCCAACCGGAGUAGCUCAUACAACCGAAGCUGCAUUCAGUGCAACCGCCGGAAAGUCCGCUGCGACAGAAAUGACCCGUGUGGCCGUUGCGUGAAAUGUGGAGAACCAUGUGUAUUCCCGGGACCUAAACGGGCACCUCGGAAACUUAGGCGGCCGCCUAUUUCUGAAGUCGUUGCGCGGUUGAGGCAAUUGGAGGAGGUAGAGAGGCUUCGUUCUGGGUCCCCUGCAAGUGAUCAUGGGUUACCCUCGAGUGUGUCUUCAUGUUCGGAUGUGUUCCGUACGGAUAACCAUGAGGGUAAAUUGAUAGUAAAGGAGGGGAAGAGUCGGUAUGUGGGUGAUGAGGCGUCUGCUGUUCUUGGGGAUAAGGUUCGAGAAUUACAGGACAUUUGUAGUGAUUCAUCUUCUGAAGGGGAUUUCGACGAGCUAGAUGCUUCUGUCCUGCGCUUUGUCGGUUUCCUCGGAAUCGACCGGACUCCUGAUGUUUUGCAAAGGAGCCACCUCUAUCCUUCGCGUAUUCAAGAGCUGUGGCAUGUCUAUCAAAUCAAUGUUGCACCGUUGAUAGCGAUCCUUCACAAACCAUCUGUUGAUGAAAUGCUAUGUCAAGAAUCUGAAAAUAUUAAUCCAGAUCCUGCCCGUGAGGCUUUGCUACUCUCAGUAUGCCACGCCGCUAUUGUCAGCAUGAGCCCGAAGCAGUGCAUCGAGGUGCUAGGCGAGGAUAGUGAGACACAAAUCCAAAAAUACAGAUUAGCUACUGACCAAGCCUUGGCAAGAGCCAACUUUAUCAAAUCCCAGGACAUUCACGUUCUACAAGCAGCCGUACUGUUCCUGCUCUGUCUCCGCCGGAAAGGGAACACGAGGCUUGUAUGGGCCGCAUCUGCUGUGGUAGUCCGCGUUGCCCAAGGACAGGGUCUCCAUCGCGAUGGGCAACAUUUGGGAUUGAGUUAUUUUGACACGGAAAUCCGUCGUCGAUUGUGGUGGCAUAUAUGCAUCUUAGAUAUGCUGUGCUCUGGAGACCAGGGGACAGAUUCACAGAUUCAGCCUGGGAUGUUUGAUACACGACUCCCUUCCAAUGUCGACUGUGAUGUACUUUACCCUUCUUUAACGGAGAUGCCACUUGAAAAAGUUGGUUGUACAGACAUCACACUCUGUAUUGUCCAGUGUGAGAUAAUUGCGAGCCUCUAUUGGCCGAAUAAAUUCACCGGAGCCAACCUGUCAAGAAACAACCAAGAGAACCUCGUAAAAUCACUGGCAUACCGACUUGAGAAUCAAUACCUGAAACAUCUGGAUCUGGAAAUUCCGGUCCAGUGGAUGUACGCAACAAUCGCCCGACUUACUCUCUCCAAAUCAUGGUUAUUAGCCCAUUGCAAGACAUCAACGAUGGGAGAAGAUGGACCAGCCAUGUCCCAAGAAACUGAUGACAAAGCUUUCAACAUGGCCAUUGAGGUUGUUAAAUUUGCCCACUUACUGCACACCAACGAGUCUACCUCACAAUGGGCAUGGCUCAGCAAGAGCUACAAACAAUGGCAUGCCAUUGCAUUCAUUCUCUCAGAACUCUGCACUCGCCUCAUCACACCAGAAACCAACCACGCAUGGGAAGUGGUUACCGAGGUGUAUCGACAAUGGGAGGAUGAUGAUACACAAACAAGUCUUAUGCUCCGGAAACCUAUAUCACGCUUGAUGGAACAUGCAGCACUGUCAAGAGCGGCUAAGAUGCCAUUUAACCAGCUUGCAGGGAGUAGUCCUUCUAUAGGUGCUCCAUUAGGAGAACCUGCAUCUAAUUCGGAAAUUCUUUCUCCCGGAAUGUAUGGAUUACCUCUAUCUGGCAUGGAAUGGCUUUGUGAGCCAUUGCUGUGA
Messenger RNA from Aspergillus ruber CBS 135680, 1893 nucleotides. RefSeq names its product C6 transcription factor. Gene Ontology annotation, biological process: DNA-templated transcription; regulation of DNA-templated transcription. The coding region runs from base 1 to 1893 and encodes 630 amino acids. Gene Ontology annotation, molecular function: DNA-binding transcription factor activity, RNA polymerase II-specific; DNA binding; zinc ion binding. NCBI's taxonomy places the organism in Eukaryota, Fungi, Ascomycota, Eurotiomycetes, Eurotiales, Aspergillaceae. The transcript has 2 exons. The record is from RefSeq and is a predicted model, not a curated record.